Molecule: messenger RNA, 1813 nt
Organism: Pyricularia oryzae 70-15
Lineage: Eukaryota; Fungi; Ascomycota; Sordariomycetes; Magnaporthales; Pyriculariaceae
Product: glutamate 5-kinase
Exons: 5
Coding region: 297-1631 (444 amino acids)
Cellular component (GO): cytosol; cytoplasm
Molecular function (GO): RNA binding; glutamate 5-kinase activity; ATP binding
Source: RefSeq, a predicted model, not a curated record
GCUGCGACAUCGCUACCACACAAUCGCCCACUUGUCGACUCGUCAACCACAAAACCCGCGCGCCUUUUACGGGGGACGAGAAAAAAAAUGGACCUGAAGGGCGCCGUCACGCAUUCCGAUCCUUGUAAGACCACACUGGAGACCCUUUUAAUACUCCCGUUGGGUAUCCAUUAAUAUGUAGCUUUCAUGUGUAUUUCGUGUUUGCGAUUCCGUUGUUCGGGGACUUUUUGCUUGGUGUGUCGUGGGAUAGAAAGCAAAUCACUCACUUACUUCUCGUUGUAUCGGGUAUCGUAGCGAUGAAGGCUCCGAAAUCAUUGGGCACUGUGGUGAUCAAGCUAGGCACCAGCUCCAUCGUCGAUGAGACGACAAAAAAACCUCUCCUCUCCAUCUUGACCCUAAUUGUUGAGACGGCCGUCAAGUUAAGGGAAGAUGGACACAAAGUCGUCAUCGUCUCGUCGGGUGCCAUCGGCGUUGGGCUUCGCCGUAUGGACAUAGCCGUAAGGCCCAAGAAGCACAUGUCCAAGUUGCAGGCUUUGGCAGCAAUAGGACAAUGCCGCCUCAUGAGUCUAUGGGACAGUCUCUUCACACAAUUGAGACAGCCAAUCGCACAAAUUCUUCUCACCAGGAAUGAUAUUGCGGACAGGUCCAGGUACCUAAAUGCCCAGAAUACAGUCAUGGAGCUCCUUGACAUGGGCGUUAUCCCCAUCGUAAACGAGAACGACACUCUCGCCGUCUCGGAAAUCAAGUUUGGCGACAAUGACACACUAUCCGCUAUUACUGCAGCUAUGGUUCAUGCAGAAAUGCUAUUCCUCAUGACGGACGUAGAUUGUCUAUAUGACAAGAAUCCCCGAGCUCACCCAGAUGCCAAGGCUAUCGAGGUGGUAGAGGAUAUCGGAGCCUUAUCUGCUGAUGUGUCCUCUGCCGGAUCGUCUUUGGGUACGGGUGGCAUGUUUACCAAGAUCGUGGCAGCAAGGCUUGCCACCUCUGCAGGAGUCACCACCAUCAUCGCCAGGGCGUCAAAUCCGGGCAAUAUUCUCAACAUUGUGAAAUGGAUUGAGGCAAACCCAGCUGCCACAUCGUCCAGGAUCAGUGUAAAUGACCACACAGACUCUUUCAUGCCCAGGAACGAAUCAGGAAUUCAGCCUCCAUUACACACACGAUUCCUUCCCUCAACAGACCCAAUCAGGGACCGGUCAUUCUGGAUCCUUCACGGCCUCAAGCCACACGGCACAGUCUACAUAGACCAAGGCGCGUACCAAGCACUGUUGGAUAAGGCUGGCCUACUACCUGUGGGUGUAGUGGAUGUCGAAGGACACUUUGCACAGCAGGAAGCCGUCCGGAUCGUGGUGGUCGAGAAGAAACUCUCAACGCCAACCCCUGACGGAAAGUACUGGGAGGGUUCUACCAACGAGGUUGGCCGAGCUUUGGUGAACUACUCAUCGGCCGAGAUCGCCAGGAUCAAGGGUCACCAAAGCACAGAUAUCAAGGAUCUACUCGGCUACGCUGACAGCGAGUACGUCGUUCACCGAGCGCAGAUCAGCUUCUUCAGGAGGGAAAGCAGACCGGUCUCCCCAACAAUGGAGAUGGAACCCAUCACCCGCGGAAUUGGAAGCUACGAGGUCACACACUAAAUGAAGGACAAACAGAUUUUGGUCGUUUCUGUACGUAAUGCAUAUUGGUUGUUUUGAUGCAUUUGCGACUUGACGCAUUGGCUGCGUAAUGUGGUAUGGUAUCUACAAAAGACCGCAAAUAGACAUUCAAUUUCGACUCCAGAUUAAACAAAGGUUUCCUGAACGCCUAUACUCCUAAGCCC